Molecule: messenger RNA, 791 nt
Organism: Oppiella nova
Lineage: Eukaryota; Metazoa; Arthropoda; Arachnida; Sarcoptiformes; Oppiidae
Source: the annotation of a GenBank genome assembly
AACUCAAUGACUGAAUGAGUGUUUGUAUGGUUUGUAUGGUCUGUGUGUCUGUGUCUGCAAUAUCACUGUAUUUGUGGUCAAAUCGGAUCCAUUGUGUGCUGUAUUGACGCCAAUCCAGUGACUAGUGGUGUGCAUCGAGUGGUGAUCUGUGCGCUGAUCUCGUGGUGAGUACUGGUGUGGAGAAGAUGUCUUCGCCAUCGGCUGGUAAGCGUCGUAUGGAUACGGAUGUCCUUAAACUCAUUGAAUCCAAGCACGAGGUGACCAUUUUGGGCGGACUCAACGAGUUCUGCGUCAAGUUCUAUGGACCCAAAGGAACUUCAUAUGAGGGCGGAGUCUGGAAAGUGAGGGUCGAUUUGCCCGAGAAGUACCCGUUUAAGUCACCGUCCAUUGGAUUCAUGAAUAAGAUAUAUCACCCGAACAUCGAUGAAGUGUCAGGAACGGUAUGUUUGGAUGUGAUAAACCAGGCGUGGACAGCCCUCUACGAUCUUUCCAAUAUCUUUGAAUCAUUCUUACCUCAACUGCUGACGUACCCCAACCCCAUCGACCCCCUCAAUGGUGACGCUGCGGCCAUGUAUCUCCAUAAGCCAGAGGAAUACAAACGCAAAGUACAAGGUAUGCCUCACUCACCUCACCCUAGCCCUCCCUGUGCUCAAUGCACUGCUGUGUUCGUAGAGUACGUCAAGAAGUACGCCACCGAAGACGCGUUGAGGGGAGAGGAGGACGAGUCGGACAGCAGUGAGUCAACGAUGAGUGACUUCUCGGACGACGAGACGAAGGACAUGGAGCUCUAA